This is a messenger RNA of Ailuropoda melanoleuca (giant panda), 5114 nucleotides long. It is a transcript of the gene DAGLA, whose product is annotated as diacylglycerol lipase alpha. The transcript has 20 exons. Gene Ontology annotation, molecular function: lipoprotein lipase activity. Gene Ontology annotation, biological process: diacylglycerol catabolic process; arachidonate metabolic process; retrograde trans-synaptic signaling by endocannabinoid. The record is from RefSeq and is a predicted model, not a curated record. Gene Ontology annotation, cellular component: cytoplasm; postsynaptic membrane; dendrite membrane. Bases 779 to 3910 code for a protein of 1043 amino acids. Lineage: Eukaryota; Metazoa; Chordata; Mammalia; Carnivora; Ursidae.
GAAGAGGAAACAGGUCUGGAGGGGCAGUGGCAGUCUGGCCUGGGGACUCUGCUCUCGGUCCGGGACUGGCAGCUCUAAAUGAGGCUAGGCCCGGCCCCGUUGCCAGCCUCGGCAGGUUGGGGUGCUUGGAGGCGCCUGGGAAGGGGGGCUUGGGUCUGAGGUCUCCUGUCUUUUGCCAGCUGAGCUGCAGAGUAGUGGGGACCCUGCCGUGGGAGGUGGAGAGCCAGCCACGGACGACUCUGUUUGAAACCGUAUAAGUGGUUGAUGCCUUCUUGGGGACAGAUCUCACGUGGACCAGCCAGCUUCCAAGAGGGUCACACGUCAGGAGCUCUCUCGGGGGAAGUUCAAGUGGGGCGUGCAUGAGGAAGAAGGGCGGGGGCCAGCUCCGGGACUCUGGGACUGUGUGUCCAGCCCCUGGUCAUGACACCGCGGGGGAAGCCGGGAGCCCCAGGUAUCUUUCUGAACCUGCUUCCUUGCCCAUAAAAGGUGGUGACGAGACUUUCUGAGCCCCUUCUACCUGACAUUGCUGCAUUAGGUGCGAGCCCUGGGUGGCAGCAGGUAUGGCCUGUGUCUCCCGCUGCAGAGCUCCUGCUCCCUGGAGGGAGUCGGGGGCUCUCUGAGCCGCACGGCCUCCUUCGGGAGUAGUGCUGUUGGAGGAGCGUUGGCCGGCCAUUUCCUGUGUGACAGCCGCUGUCUUCGGCGUAUGGCCCAUCUAACCCUGUGACAGUUCUGAGGAGGUGAGCACCAGGCCCGCUGAGCCUCUGCAGAGCUGCCAGCCAUGCCCGGGAUCGUGGUGUUCCGGCGGCGCUGGUCUGUGGGCAGUGAUGACCUCGUCCUGCCAGCCAUCUUCCUCUUCCUCCUGCACACCACCUGGUUUGUGAUCCUGUCUGUGGUGCUCUUCGGCCUGGUCUACAACCCCAACGAGGCCUGCUCCCUGAACCUGGUGGACCACGGCCGCGGCUACCUGGGCAUCCUGCUGAGCUGCAUGAUCGCCGAGAUGGCCAUCAUCUGGCUGAGCAUGCGCGGGGGCAUCCUCUACACGGAGCCCCGCGAAUCCAUGCAGUACGUGCUCUACGUGCGCCUGGCCAUCCUGGUGAUCGAGUUCAUCUACGCCAUCGUGGGCAUCGUCUGGCUCACUCAGUACUACACCUCCUGCAACGACCUCACUGCCAAGAACGUCACCCUCGGGAUGGUCGUCUGCAACUGGGUCGUCAUCCUCAGUGUCUGCAUCACUGUCCUCUGCGUCUUCGACCCCACGGGCCGCACGUUUGUCAAGCUGAGAGCCACCAAGAGACGGCAGCGCAACCUCCGGACCUACAACCUCCGGCACCGCUUAGAGGAGGGUCAGGCCACCAGCUGGUCACGCCGGCUCAAAGUGUUCCUCUGCUGCACUCGGACCAAGGACUCCCAGUCAGAUGCCUACUCAGAAAUCGCCUACCUCUUCGCCGAGUUUUUCCGCGACCUCGACAUCGUGCCCUCCGACAUCAUCGCUGGUCUGGUGCUGCUCCGGCAGCGGCAGCGGGCCAAGCGCAAUGCCGUGCUGGACGAGGCGAACAAUGACAUUUUGACCUUCCUGUCUGGGAUGCCAGUGACCAGAAACACCAAGUAUCUUGACCUCAAGAACUCGCAAGAGAUGCUCCGCUAUAAGGACGUCUGCUACUACAUGCUCUUCGCCCUGGCCGCCUACGGGUGGCCCAUGUACCUGAUGCGGAAACCGGCCUGUGGCCUCUGCCAGCUGGCACGGUCCUGCUCGUGCUGCCUGUGCCCCGCGCGGCCCCGCUUUGCCCCAGGAGUCACCAUCGAGGAGGACAACUGCUGUGGCUGCAACGCCAUUGCCAUCCGGCGCCACUUCCUGGACGAGAACAUGACCGCUGUGGACAUCGUAUACACAUCCUGCCACGACGCGGUCUAUGAGACCCCCUUCUACGUGGCCGUAGACCAUGACAAGAAGAAGGUGGUCAUCAGUAUCCGGGGAACCCUUUCCCCCAAGGAUGCCCUGACAGACCUGACUGGGGACGCCGAGCGCCUCCCCGUGGAGGGGCACCACGGCACCUGGCUGGGACACAAGGGAAUGGUCCUCUCGGCUGAAUACAUCAAGAAGAAGCUGGAGCAGGAGAUGGUCCUAUCCCAGGCCUUUGGGCGAGACCUGGGCCGAGGAACCAAACACUACGGCCUGAUUGUGGUGGGCCACUCCCUGGGUGCAGGCACAGCCGCCAUCCUCUCCUUCUUGCUGCGCCCCCAGUACCCUACCCUCAAGUGCUUUGCCUACUCCCCACCAGGCGGCCUGCUGAGCGAGGACGCCAUGGAGUACUCCAAGGAAUUUGUGACGGCUGUGGUUCUGGGCAAAGAUCUUGUCCCCAGGAUCGGCCUCUCCCAGCUGGAAGGCUUCCGCAGACAGCUCCUAGAUGUCCUACAGCGAAGCACCAAGCCCAAAUGGCGAAUUAUUGUGGGGGCCACCAAAUGUAUCCCCAAGUCGGAGCUGCCUGAGGAGGUCGAGGUGGCCACCCUCGCCAGCACACGGCUCUGGACCCACCCCAGCGACCUGACCAUCGCCCUGUCAGCCAGCACCCCUCUCUACCCACCCGGCCGCAUCAUCCAUGUGGUCCACAACCACCCAGCAGAGCAGUGCUGCUGCUGUGAGCAAGAGGAGCCCACGUACUUUGCCAUCUGGGGCGACAACAAGGCCUUCAACGAAGUGAUCAUCUCGCCGGCCAUGCUGCAUGAGCACCUCCCCUAUGUGGUCAUGGAGGGGCUCAACAAGGUGCUGGAGAACUACAACAAGGGGAAGACGGCCCUGCUCUCUGCUGCUAAGGUCAUGGUGAGCCCCACCGAGGUGGACUUGACUCCCGAGCUCAUCUUCCAACAGCAGCCGCUGCCCACGGGACCACCCAUGCCCGCCGGCCUCGCCCUGGAGCUGCCCGCCCCGGACCACCACAACAGCGUCAGGAGCAAGUCCCAGUCUGAGAUGAGCCUGGAGGGCUUUUCGGAGGGGCGGCUGCUGUCGCCGGUGGUGGCGGCCACGGCGGCCCGCCAGGACCCCGUGGAGCUGCUGCUGCUGUCCACCCAGGAGCGGCUGGCAGCGGAGCUGCAGGCCCGGCGGGCGCCGCUGGCCACCAUGGAGAGCCUGUCGGACACCGAGUCCCUGUACAGCUUCGACUCCCGGCGCUCGUCGGGCUUCCGCAGCAUCCGCGGCUCACCCAGCCUCCGCGCCGUGCUGGAGCGGGACGAGGGCCAUCUCUUCUACAUUGACCCCGCCAUCCCGGAGGAGAACCCGUCCCUGAGUUCGCGCACCGAGCUGCUGGCGGCCGACAGCCUGUCCAAGCACUCUCAGGACACGCAGCCCCUGGAGGCGGCCCUGGGCAGCGGGGGCGUCACCCCCGAGCGGCCCCCCAGUGCCACAGCCAACGAGGACGAGGAGGAGGGGAGUGGCGGCGGCGGUGGGGGGGCGGCCCCAGUGGGAGAGCUGGCCCUGCACGACGGGCGCCUGGGGGACUCGCCCAGCCCUCAGGUGCUGGAGUUCGCCGAGUUCAUCGACAGCCUCUUCAACCUGGACAGUAAGAGCAGCUCCUUCCAGGACCUCUACUGCAUGGUGGUGCCCGAGAGCCCCACCAGCGACUAUGCCGAGGGCCCCAAGUCCCCCAGCCAGCAAGAGAUCCUGCUCCGCGCCCAGUUUGAGCCCAACCUGGUGCCCAAGCCCCCAAGGCUCUUCGCCGGCUCAGCUGACCCCUCCUCGGGGAUCUCGCUCUCGCCCUCCUUCCCGCUCAGCUCCUCGGGCGAGCUCAUGGACCUGACACCCACGGGUCUUGGCAGCCAGGAGUGCCUGGCAGCGGACAAGAUCCGGACUUCUACCCCCACCGGCCAUGGGGCCAGCCCGGCCAAGCAGGACGACCUGGUCAUCUCAGCGCGCUAGCACCCCAGGAGUGGCUGCCGGCUGAGGCCCAGGCCGGAGCAGGUGGCCCCUCGGGCUCCUGGUGGCUGCCCCCAGGGCCAGGCCGCUUUGAGGAGAGGCCCCCACCGAGGGGCCAGUUCAGCCUCAGGCAUGGGGCACUACUGCUGAGCUGGGGGUCCCCAGCCCUACCUCAGCUUAGGAAAACCACUGGGUGGCCGGGUGGCCGGGAUCUAUGUCCUCUAGAUGGGGGAGGGGUGUGAAGCAGGGAGGAGCCUGGGGCAGCCUGCCAGGUGGGGAGGGCAGCACUGCACCCUCUCAGCCUGACUGUCCCCCGCAGGACGGGUAGUGGGCGUGCGGACUCCCCAGCACAGCCCUCUGGCUGCUCUCCCAGGGCCGAGAUGGAGAGCAGCCCUCUCCCCACAUACUCACAUCUGUGGUCCAGGCUGCCAUCUGCCCUGGCCACCCCCCAGAUCUGGUGCCUGCCGGCCAGCCCCCUGGGGUGACCCCACACCAAGGUGGCCCACAGCCGCUGCGUGUGUUUACAGAUGCCGCUGGGCUGGGCUCGGGAUGUUUCCUGGGCUUCCAAGCCCCCCUCCCCGGCCCCAUCAUGUGUUCGGAGCAGGGAUGGGAGGGGGCCCGUCUCCACAGAGCCCAAGGCAGCCACGGGCCUGGAGGGGGCCUGGACGGGCCGGGAGGAGGGUGGGGUCAAGACCACCCCUUCUCUGCUUGGUGCCCCUCAUACCGAUCCCUUGGCAGUGGGUCCUGGGCACCCUGGCCUGCCCCAUCUGCCUGUUUCUUCCUAGCUUGCCUUCUACCCCCAGGGAUCCUGGCCACUCGAAGGGCAGAAUGCACGGAUGUGACCACCCCUGGCUGCAGUCAGUGCCCUGGGAAGGAGGACACCCAAAUCCCCCUUCCUUUGAGGGCCCCACAUAACCCCUUUAUAUCACCUCACUCGCACACCUAGGCAGCCUCUCGGAGGGGCCCUGGGAUCUGAAACCAAACAUGCCUCAGCUCCCCUCAGCUCCCCCUCCUCACUGGCCUGAGCGCUCUCCUGGCAGCGGGCCUCUCUUCCCUCCUACCCACAAUGUCCUGUUGGCAGGAAGUGGAACCUAGCGUGGGGUAUUGGGGGACCCAGCUAAAGGGGGAGCAGGAGGGCCAGGGGCUCUGGGGCUUUCCCCGUUUACCCAGUCCACAGCGGGAGGGGAUCCUUCCCUGCCAGGCGGGG